This is a messenger RNA of Rhinichthys klamathensis goyatoka, 2519 nucleotides long. RefSeq names its product zinc finger protein 800a (gene znf800a). NCBI's taxonomy places the organism in Eukaryota, Metazoa, Chordata, Actinopteri, Cypriniformes, Leuciscidae. The coding region runs from base 280 to 2400 and encodes 706 amino acids. The transcript is spliced from 5 exons. The record is from RefSeq and is a predicted model, not a curated record.
AAACGGCUCGUUAAUUUCCUCAGUUAGUGGCACGGGUUGUGGGGGGUCAUAUGUAAAGCACCAACCCGGCGACAACAUCGGGUGCCACAUUUUGGUGGUCUCGAACAUCCAUUGCACCUUUGCGCAACAGCCGCUUCUCCGCCGAGAGGUCCUCGCGUGCACAAAGGCAGCUUCCGAGAGGGCAGCGUCAGCGCGAGAGGCGAGAGAAACCACCUCCGGACCGCGUCCGACCAUCCCAACUCGAAAUCCAGCGUCGUUUUUCCAAAAGGUUCAUAAAGGAUGGAGGCUACUAACAGUGAAGAUCAGGGAAGCCUGACGAGUGAUAAAUGCUGCCAGACUGAGACACUUCAGGACUGCAGUUGCCAAACAACAGAAACCCCUCAAGAGCCUUGUGGCAAAAAUCCAGUACAUUCGAUUGAGCCUGGUGAUCCACCCCUGCUUCAAAAGCAGCUCCAGACAUCCAAGUCAGGAAUUCUUCAAAUCAUUGAGUGUUUUCGCUCAGGUACAACUCAACUCAAACACAUGCUGUUGAAGGAGGUUGACACCAUAUUUGAGUGCAAAAUCUGUCGAAGUCUGUUCCGUGGUCUACCGAAUCUGGUCACUCACAAGGAGCUCUACUGCUUUUCCCGACAACCUCAGUCAGAUGAGCCUUCACAAGGUGGGCAGAGCCAAGCCAUCAAAGAACUUCUUCAAGCCAUCUAUCCACAGAAAGAACAAGAAAAACAUGUAAUUGAGCUGGAAGCCAUUGAGACCAACCCCAAUGCAGUGUUUCAACACGUGGCAGUAGUGGAAAUUCAGGACACGCCAGAAACCCCAGCCCCUACCCCCGAGACCGUGAUCCCAAUACCUGAGAAGAAAAAUCGCCGCAAAUCUAUUUUGGCACCCAAAAAGGUCCAGCAGUCAGAUUUUGAGGACGAGAUGGAAACUGAACCUGAAGAACCACCUGCUAAAGAAGGUCAGAGCUGUGAAGAGCAAAUAAAGAUUGAGCCAGUAGUAGGGGAGGAAGAAGAAGAGGAGAGUGCCGCCUCUGAGAUAAAGGAGAUGAGGAUCUCUUGCUGUCUCUGUGGAAAAGACUUCAGCUCCAGACGCAGCGUGCGACGCCACUGCCGAAAAAUGCAUUGGCAGAGGAUGGAGGAGUUGCGCAAAUUUACAGAGACGCGCACCGUUCCCACCAGCCUGCUGUCUAUGGUGAAGGACAAGCAUCCUGCUGAACCACCACCUUCUCCAGGGAAGAGCUGCCCAGUGUGCAAAAAGUCCUUUGCCACCAAGGCCAAUGUUCGUCGCCACUUCGACGAGGUCCACCGUGGCUUAAAGCGGGAUUUGAUCACACCGGAAAUUGCCACAAGACCAGGCCAGCCUCUUUUACUUGAAACUCAACCUCCUUCUCCAGCGAAAGCUCCAAGCUCUCCAAUCAAGCAAGAAAAGGCACAGUACAACCUGACAAAUUGUCGCUGCAAGCUGUGCAAACGCAAGUACAGCUCCCAACUAAUGCUUAGGCGGCACAUGCGAAUCGUUCAUAAGAUACCAAUUCUAGAAAACAGCUCUCAGAAGGCCAAAUCGAAGCACGAGAGAAAAGAUAAGGUUUAUGCAAAGAAAGUGUCUCUUUCAAGAGCUUCAGAGGAAGAGGGAAACCACGGUGUGAGUUUUGACUUUAAGAGGAUCUACUGCUGGUUGUGUAAACGCCAGUUCAGUACUAGUCAGAACCUGGGCAAGCAUAUUUCCGAGCUGCACACCGAUGGAAACGAUAGCAUCUACAUAAAGUUUUACCGCUGCCCCAUCUGCAGAUACGAGUCACGCCGGAAGCGGGAUGUCAUCCGCCAUAUCACAGUGGUUCACAAGAAGUCGUCACGCUAUCUGGCUAAGGUUAUGCCUGCCUUGGAGAACCAGGCUGUGAAGAAACCAGCUGAUGCAAUCUUGAACAACUCAAACAAGAAACCAAAUUCGAAAGAAGAGGGUAACGGGAAGCAUAAAACGCAAGACCCACCAGCUUCCCCUAACAGUCGUCAACAAGAUCCUCUCAUGUCACCCAAAACAAAGAAACAAGAAUCCCCAACAUCCCCCAACACUCGAAAGCAUUCUGCGCUCACGUCGCUUAACACAGGCAAACUCGAGUCUCCGCUCACACCAAAUAGACAAGACAAGAACCUUCAAGCUACCAAGAACCCGCAUGUCACUCGCAGUCAUAAUGUUACCAAGGGUGCACCCAUCACCAGAAGCCAGGAGACCUGCACUGAGGUUAGGGUAACUAAAAACUUUUCCCUCCACGCAUGCGAUAUGUGUGGCCGGGCAUUUGCCAAAAAGGUCUACCUUGAGACUCAUAGGCGGAGACACAGGACUGCCAUCGCAAGUGGGGACAAAUUACAAGGAAGAAGCACUCGAUCAAAGGCCCUCAUUUGGUAGGUUCCUUCUUUGUUAUGCCAUUUAUUCAACAAGCACAUUAAGAUGCUUGCCUUAAAGCCCUAACCCUAAGCAUUAGACUUCAGGCUGUAACUCGUUAUGGACAAGAAUGGUAUCUCAAA